Molecule: messenger RNA, 1080 nt
Organism: Limanda limanda (common dab)
Lineage: Eukaryota; Metazoa; Chordata; Actinopteri; Pleuronectiformes; Pleuronectidae
Gene: fam81b
Product: family with sequence similarity 81 member B
Exons: 8
Coding region: 1-1080 (359 amino acids)
Source: RefSeq, a predicted model, not a curated record
AUGUCAUACGAGUCAAAGUUAAAGCCCGAUCAGAGUCACAGCAGGCCCGAUGUCCUGGAGGGUCGUCUGGGCGGUCAGGAGAGGACGCUGGCUGUGCUGCUGGAGCAGGCCUUCACCAUCAGAGCAGAGGUGGCGGCGGGCCUGCAGUCCACCAAGGGCUCGGUUCAGGUCGAGGCCCUUUCCCGCAAGCUGCUGGAGAGUCACAUACUGACCAUCACACGCAUCGUCAAGCAGCUCAGUGUGGACAUACAGGCACUGGAGAGACAGAUCGCCCAGCGGGACUCCGUAACAUCUGGAACGUCACUGGCCGUUCAAAGCUUAGACCAGAAAAACCUGGCCGGCAUUGGAGACCUGAGAGGAAGAGUCGCCAGGUGUGAUGCCAGCAUCGCCAAGCUGAGCGCCGACGUGAGCUCUGGGGAUCGGCACAGGAUCAGACUGCAGCAGGAGAUGAAAGAGCUCAGAGCAGGUGUGGAUGUGAAGCUGGAGGAGCUGGAAGUCACGCUUCAUCGUGACCUUGGACGGCUGUCGGCAUCUUUGACAGAGCUCACCCAGAGCCACAGGAGCUCCCUGUGUGAUCUGCAUAAACAAGUUCAACUACUAGAAGAGAAGAUGUCAGGUGGGCGGAAGGAGGCCAAGGAGCAGACAGAGUCACUGAGAAAGUGGACAGAACAACAGCUCAACAGCUUUCUGCAGACUCAUGCACAGAGCAGCCAGCAGCUCUGCUCACGACUCCAAGACAAAAUGUUGGAGUCAGAGGCUAGAUUAGCCAUUCGGCUGCGUGCUCUGGAGGCGCAGAUGGAGAGGUCUGAGCCCCAGCGGAACCAGUCCAACCAAAGUCAGGCAGAUCGGCUGAAACGCUCUGAAAGAAAACUCAGCGAGAGAGUGAGCUCAGUGGAGAGCAGCCUCCAUCAGGAGCUGCAGCUGCUCAAACAGGACUACCACAAAGGGUUCCGCUCCGUGCAUGAUGCCAUGGAGUCCCUGAGGCAGAUAGGCAACAUCAAAUCUCGUCUUGACAAGGGCGAGCUGCAGAAGGACAUCAGGCACAUGUGCAGCAAGGUGGCAGAGAUCAGUGACUCGUGA